Molecule: messenger RNA, 1268 nt
Organism: Ornithorhynchus anatinus (platypus)
Lineage: Eukaryota; Metazoa; Chordata; Mammalia; Monotremata; Ornithorhynchidae
Gene: RNF212
Product: ring finger protein 212
Exons: 12
Coding region: 75-1157 (360 amino acids)
Biological process (GO): protein sumoylation; homologous chromosome pairing at meiosis; reciprocal meiotic recombination
Cellular component (GO): synaptonemal complex
Molecular function (GO): SUMO transferase activity
Source: RefSeq, a predicted model, not a curated record
CGCAUGCGCCGUCCCGCCGCGGCCUAAGCUGGAGAGGCGCAGCCUGGCAGUUGUCCAUCCUGCCUCCUGCCAACAUGGCCGGCUUGGCCUUCUGCAACCGUUGCUUCCAGCCGCCCCGGGGCCCCUCCAAGUUCAGCUUGACCAGCUGCGGUCACGUCUAUUGCGACGCCUGCCUCCAGAAAGGUAAGAAGGAUCAAUGCAUUAUUUGUAAUGCGCCAUGUCGUACAAUUUUACUUACAAAUCAAGUGGAUUUUAAUAUCCAGGCAUUCUUUAUGGAUAUAGAUAAUUUAUGUAAGAAGUAUUCGAAAGAAACUUCACUGAUUUCCGAAUUUCAAGAUAAGCAGAGAGGGCACUUGCUGGCGUUCUACAAAGAAAAGACUUCUAAAUUAGAAGACUCUCUUAAGACGGUAACGAGACAGAUGCAACAGUUAGAAAGAAUGAACGUGCCGCACAGAUCUGCUCAAGGGUCCGUUUCCAAACCCGUGACGAGUUUAUUUUCAACACCUACGGGUAUAGCAAAUGGAUAUUCUGCACGCUCAUUCCGGCCACCUUACUCAUCUGCCUCCAACAUAGUGGAUUCAAUGAGAGUUGAUUUUGCGCCUUCACCAGUUAGAAAACCUGAGACCCCAGUAGCCCCCGUAAGAAUCUCAUUGAUAAGUCCACCUCAAGGCGGACGUAUGGGAAGUGUUUCCUAUAGGGGUUCAGGACUAACAGCAAGUCAGAAUAGGACUGCAAGCUCUGCAGAGAUGGAAGUAAAAACCGGAGCCGCGGGGAGUGGAGCACCGGCAGGAUGCGGGGCACCCGACCGCCUCUCCGGCAGGCCGAAAUUGCCUCUGGAAGUGGGCGCAAUUCCGUCGACUCGGAAAACUGGGGAAAGUCCCCGAUGCCACAGGAGCGAGGGGCGUCUGCGGGCAAAGAGGCGGGGUUUUCGUGGAAACCCUGUGAGGAAUGAAAAUGCCCCAUUGCCUGGAGCCCCGGAAGACCAACGAAAGUACCGAAGAGAUAUGAACAAGGGCUCUGGAAUUGGUAACGCACUUUUUACGUGUGCGACGAGCAACGAUCGGGGACAAUUUCUUCCAACGCGUCGCGACCCAGUGUGCAAUCCCGCCGGGGUGCCACUAGAGGGCGCAGGGAACCCUUCUAAUUCUGUCACUUGAACGAGCGGGUUUUUCUUGUCUCUUUUACCCAAAAAUGUAUCCGUGGCCGCUUUGUUGUACUAGAAGAAUGAAAUAUUCAAAUUAAAGCAACUAUAUCAAGCCCCCAAACCC